Paramisgurnus dabryanus is the source of this 6128-nucleotide messenger RNA. It is a transcript of the gene adamts5, whose product is annotated as ADAM metallopeptidase with thrombospondin type 1 motif, 5 (aggrecanase-2). Gene Ontology annotation, molecular function: zinc ion binding; metalloendopeptidase activity. The record is from RefSeq and is a predicted model, not a curated record. Lineage: Eukaryota; Metazoa; Chordata; Actinopteri; Cypriniformes; Cobitidae. Gene Ontology annotation, biological process: proteolysis; extracellular matrix organization.
UCGUGCUUUUAAGAGGAAACUUUGUGUUUUGUUCUGCAAGUUCACUUUAGUUCUCGCUCCUCUCUCCUGUGCAUUUCACUUUCUCGUGUAUCCUCAGAGUUUGGAGCAGAAGAUGCGCACGCGGAUAAAUGGACCGGUUCGGCUCUGUUCUUAAAUUCAUCUUAAUUCUUACAUUUGGAUUUACGUCUCCAAAAGUCUUGGACUAAAGUGAACUUCAUUUCUUCAUCGGAUGGAAUGAUGUGGAGGAUUGUUUUGUUGUGUUGCACUUUGUGCGCUGCGUUACGCGCAUCUGGUGGAGUUGCGUUCGGCGCGUUCUCUACACCUGCCAGCGCGUCUCUGCGCACACCUGCCCACCGGAGCAGCGGCGUCGUGCGUGCCGUGGACAGGAUUUAUCACGGCGGAGGUAAAGCUGGUUAUCUUUUGUACCUGGACGGCCGGCGUUUUCAGUUGGAUAUGGAACGGGAUGAGUCGAUACUGUCGCGUCACUUCAGUCCCAGUGUGGCCGCCCUGCUGAACGCAAGCCAGGACGCGGCGCCUCUGCGCCUGGAAUGCGUUUACCGCGGAACCGUGAACACAAACGCGGAGUCUCUGGCGGUGUUUAGUUUGUGUGGCGGGGGACUUCAGGGAUUUUUCGCCAUUGAUCACGCGCGGUACACGAUCACACCUGUCAUACGGGCGUCGGGACACGAGAAUGACUUGCGCAUCGUUGAGGAUGCUGACGCGACGCGCGCUCUUCACUAUUACACGCGCGAGCGCUUCACUUUCAAAGCGAUGCCCGAGUUGCACAGCUGCGGCACGCGUGAUGGGAAAAGACCAAAGCGCACACGCGGCUCUCGAGGGAUGCGAAGGAACCUGCUGCUGGAUGAGGAUGCGAGCGGAAGAACUUGGUGGACAAAGUUAAUCAAGUCGGAUGCGACGCGGACGAUGAGGCGCAAGAGGUCCAUGUCUCGCGCCCGGACCGUAGAGCUCCUGCUGGUCGCGGAUGAUACCAUGACGAAAAAAUACGGAAAGGACCUGCAUCACUACCUGUUGACGCUCGCGUCCAUCGCGUCCAAACUGUACGGUCACGCCAGCAUCGAAAACCCCAUCCGUCUAUCCGUGGUGAAUGUCGUGGUUCUGGCAGAGGGUGAGAAAGGCAUUGAAGUGUCCAAAAACGCGGCCGCAACGCUCAAGAGUUUCUGUAAGUGGCAGAACCAGCAGAACCCAUUAGAUGACGACCACCACCAUCACCAUGACGCGGCCAUCCUCUUCACCAGGCAGGAUCUGUGUGGACAUCAUUCAUGCGACACUCUCGGGAUGGCUGACGUGGGUACCGUGUGUUCUCCAGAGAGGAGCUGUGCCGUCAUCGAGGACGACGGGCUUCACGCGGCGUUCACCGUGGCGCACGAGAUCGGGCAUCUGCUGGGUCUGUCUCACGACGACUCGAAGUUCUGCGAAGAACGCUUCGGCUCCAACGAGGAUAAACGCCUCAUGUCGUCUAUCCUGACAUCCAUCGAUGCCUCCAAACCCUGGAGCCGCUGUACGUCGUCCACGAUCACAGACUUCUUCGAUGACGGCAACGCCGAGUGUCUGUUGGAUUCACCUCGCCAGCCUUUGUUGGGUCCAGAAGAGCUGCCCGGUCAGAGUUACGAUGCCGCACUUCAGUGUCGUUUAGCUUUCGGACCGGAGUACACCAUGUGUCCGGGCAUGGACGUGUGCGCCCGCCUGUGGUGUGCUGUGAUCAGGAAAGGGCAGAUGGUUUGUCUGACCAAGAAACUCCCAGCUGUUGAAGGUACACCGUGCGGCAAGGGAAGAAUCUGUCUACAGGGGAAAUGUGUGGACAAAACCCGCAAGAAACAUUAUUCGAUGUCUAAUCAUGGCAGUUGGAGCUCGUGGGGUUCGUGGGGUUCGUGUUCACGCACUUGUGGCAGCGGUGUCCAGUUUGCACAGCGUCUCUGCAAUAACCCUCCACCGCGAAACAACGGCCAUUACUGCACGGGAAAGAGAGCCGUCUACAGGUCCUGUAACGUCAACCCGUGCCCGCCAUCCAAUAAGAGUUUCAGACAGGAACAGUGUGCGCUCCGGGACGGCCCUCAAACAGACCCUAAAGGAGUGAAGACUUUUGUGGAAUGGGUACCAAAAUAUGCAGGAAUUCUGCCGAAAGACGUCUGCAAGUUAACCUGCCGGGCAAAAGGCACAGGAUACUAUGUUGUGUUUUCUCAGAGAGUGAUUGAUGGAACAGAAUGCCGGCCGUACAGCAGCUCAGUUUGUGUUAAAGGAAAGUGUGUCCGUACCGGCUGUGAUGGAAUCGUUGGCUCUAAACUUCAGUUUGAUAAGUGUGGCAUCUGUGGUGGAGAUGAAAACAGCUGUAUCAAAGUCGCUGGAAAUUUCACUAAGAAGAGUAAGGGUUACACGGAUGUCGUGAAGGUGCCCGAGGGCUCGACACACCUGAAGGUUCGACAGUAUAAACCUAAAGGCCAGACACGUUACACCGCUUACCUCGCCCUACGUCGGCCCGGUGGAGAAUAUCUUCUAAACGGAAAGUUUAUGAUCUCCACGUCAGAGAUGGUUAUUCCCCUCAACGGCUCCGUCCUCAACUACAGCGGAUGGAGCCAGAGAGACGAGUACCUUCACAGCAUGGGCCCCGGGGCCUUACAGGAAAGCCUGGUGGUGCAGAUUCUCGCCACAGACGCUAAGAAGCCGCUAGACAUCCGCUAUAGCUUCUUCAUGCCUCGUAAAAUACCGCUUCCCCCUCGGACGUCACUCGUCGCAUCUUCUGGCACUGCCGCGGCGUUGUUGUCGUCAGAGGAGAUCAUGACAUUUACUACCGAGGUUCCUUCGACGACAGAGCCUCCGUCGACCACGAUCGCAGGACCCCUGUGGGUGACGGGACCGUGGAUGAUGUGCUCUAGAACUUGCGAUACAGGUUGGCAAAGUCGCACGGUGCAAUGCAAAGACCAUCAGGACAAGCUGGCCAAAGGCUGCCCGCUCACCACCAGACCCUCGGCUUUCAAAAACUGCCUGAAUAAAAAGUGUUGAGGACUUAUGAAUGAAAUAAACUGAGGAACGUUGUUUUCUGGUUGGCCACAUCAGGUGUCCAGCAGACACAUGGAGCACAAACAUGACUGAACCAUUGCUGGUUCCUUUAGACUGACGGUUGUGUUUGUAUAAAUGCUGUUUCAUGAUCUAAACACAAUCACUGUGGACUCCUGCUAGCGUUCAGAUUUGUGUUGUUUUGUGACUUGGACGCAGAGCUUUGGCUCAGACCGGUCGCUCGAUGUAGCUCCGCCCCUUUGACAAUCCUGCAACCAUUUUCCUGAAGGGCACAGCCUGUUAAACACUGAAUAUGCUACUGGUAUCCAGAUGUAUCAGGUCAUAUGAGCAUCAUUCAUUGUCUCGCAGUACUUCAAGUCAAACUAUAAACUUUUGACAGGAGGAGCAGUACAAGCUGUGUGAAAUAGUGAUUAUGUAAAGUCGACGAUUCAAAAAUCUAAGAUGAUUAUUCAGGACGUUUAUCUGAAUGUUGGUUUUGUGGGUUAUCUGAUAACAUUGUUCAUGUGUGUGUGUGUUUGUGUGUGUUUCACUGCACCCUACUAGUUAGUGUGCAGUGAUUAUUAUUAACCCUAACCCCAUCUGUGUCCCUGGACCAUAAAACCAGUCAAUUUUCUGAAAUUGGGAUUUAUACAUCAUCCAAAGGCUGAAUACAUAAGCUUUCUAUUAAUGUGUGAUUUGUUAGGAUAUGACAAUAUUAGUCAGAGAUUCAACUAUUAUUUAAUUAUUAUCUUAAGAGUGCACAAAAAUCUAAAUAUUGAGAAAAUGGCCUUUAAAGUUGUCUGAAUAUAUUUUUGAUAUAUUAACAGUAGUACAUUUACAAAAUAUCUUCAUGGAACAUGAUCUUACAUUUAUUCCUAAUGAUUUAUGGCAUAAAAGAAAAAUUGAUCAUUUUGACCCUUAUAAUGUAUUGUUGGCUAUAGUGCUACAAAUACAGUGAGGAAAAUAAGUAUUUGAACACCCUGCUAUUUUGCAAGUUCUCCCACUUAGAAAUCAUGGAGGGGUCUGAAAUUGUCAUCAUUGGUGCAUGUCCACUGUAAGAGACACAAUCUUCACAAUGUAUGAUUUUUUAAUUAUUUAUUUGUAUGAUACAGCUGCAAAUAAGUAUUUGAACACCUGAGAAAGUCAAUGUUAAUUUUUGGCACAGUAGCCUUUUACAGAGGUCAAAGGUUUCCUGUAGUUUUUCACCAGGAUUGCACACACUCCUCCACACAGAUCUUCUCUAGAUCAGUCAGGUUUCUGCCCUUUUGCUGAGAAACACGGAGUUUGAGCUCCCUCCAAAGAUUCUCUAUUGGGUUUAGGUCCGGAGACUGGCUAGACCACGCAAGAACCUUGAUAUGCUUCUUACAGAGCCACUCCUUGGUUAUCCUGGCUGUGUCCUUUGGGUCAUUGUCAUGUUGGAAGACCCAGCCUCGACCCAUCUUCAUUGCUCUAACUGAGGGAAGGAGGUUGUUCCCCAAAAUCUCGCAACACAUGGCCCCGGUCAUCCUCUCCUUAAUACAGUGCAGUCACCCUGUCCCAUGUGCAAAAAAACACCACCAAAGCAUGAUGCUGCCACCCCCAUGCUUCACAGAUGGGAUGGUGUUUUUGGGAUGGUACUCAUCAUUCUUCUUCCUCCAAACACGUUUAGAGGAAUUAUGACCAAAAAGUUCUAUUUUGAUCUCAUCUGACCACAUGACUUUCUCCCAUGACUCCUCUGGAUCAUCCAAAUGGUCAUUGGCAAACUUAAGACGGGCCUGGACAUGUGCUGGUUUAAUCAGGGGAACCUUCCGUGCCAUGCAUGAUUUCAAACCAUGACGUCUUAGUGUUUUACCAACAGUAACCUUGGAACCGGUGGUCCCAGCUCUUUUCAGGUCAUUGACCAGCUCCUCCCGUGUAGUUCUGGGCUGAUUUCUCACCUUUCUUAGGAUCAUUGAGACCCCACGAGAUGAGAUCUUGCAUGGAGCCCCAGUCUGAGGGAGAUUGACAUGUUUAGCUUCUUCCAUUUUUUAAUGAUUGCUCCAACAGUGGACCUUUUUUCACCAAGCUUCUUGGCAAUUUCCCUGUAGCCCUUUCCAGCCUUGUGGAGGUGUACAAUUUUGUCUCUAAUGUCUUUGGACAGCUCUUUGGUCUUGGCCAUGUUAGAAGUUGGAUUCUUACUGAUUGUAUGGGGUGGACAGGUGUCUUUAUGCAGCUAACGACCUCAAACAGGUGCACCCCUCCGAUAUUUAUAAGUGGGAGAACUUGCAAAAUAGCAGGGUGUUCAAAUACUUAUUUUACUCACUGUACACUGUAUAUGCGACUUAUAACUGGUUUUGUGGUCCAGGGUCACAUUUACAAAAACAGUGGCAAAAAUACCAUGAUCUUUUGGAAAUUUACCCUUGUACCACCCUGUAAAAACAUGCAGCAAGAAUUUAAAACAACUUGGUUUUGUAAGUCAAUUCAACCCACCAUUUUAAGUUUUACCUUCAAUAAGUUGGUAUAACUUAUAAAAACAAGUUGUUUAACUUAAAGUAAAAUGUAUAAAAAUAUAGGUUAAUUUGACGAAAAUGCUGCAUUUUUUUUACAGUGCAGGGUAAAUAAAUGUCAGUACCGUACUGUAUAUCAAAGUACUAUAGUAUUACCAUCUGAUAGCAUCAUAGUAUCAUCACUGUACAUUUUUUGUAAGUGUCUGUAUGUCUCAGUGUGACUGUACAUCGGUUUCUCUAUAAGAGUCGAGGUACUUGAAAAUGACAACGUGUCCUGAACACUCGCAAUCAUGCCAGCCAAUCACGAUCACACGGUUACCAUGGCAAUGAUGUUUCCAAUCAUUGCUCACCUGUUGCACACCUCACUUCAGCAUCGUUUCUCAAACAAACUUCAGGAAAUAAAGACAUGCAGGAAUAAAUGCUAAAAUAAACAGUGUUGAGGUCGUUUAAUGUGACUCAAAGUGAAUUAAACAUCCCUGUGCUCACAUCAGAUGAUAUAACUCAACACAUCUUAAACUCUGUGUGUGUGAAACCUUACAUUAGAUUUAUAUACCGCUCAUAGUAGUAUAAUAACACACAGAUCUCUCUCUCUCUCUCUCUCUCUCUCUCUCUCUCUCUCUCUCUCUCUCUCUCUCUCUCUCUCUCUCUCUC